This is a messenger RNA of Hibiscus syriacus, 2408 nucleotides long. Its product is annotated as delta-1-pyrroline-5-carboxylate synthase-like. The transcript has 20 exons. Gene Ontology annotation, cellular component: cytoplasm. Bases 75 to 2213 code for a protein of 712 amino acids. The record is from RefSeq and is a predicted model, not a curated record. Gene Ontology annotation, molecular function: glutamate 5-kinase activity; ATP binding; glutamate-5-semialdehyde dehydrogenase (NADP+) activity. NCBI's taxonomy places the organism in Eukaryota, Viridiplantae, Streptophyta, Magnoliopsida, Malvales, Malvaceae.
CUCUCUCUGGCUGAAAAAAGAAGAAGGAAAAACUGAAAGCUUUUAAUUGAUCGACUCGACUCAGAUUCGACUCCAUGGACCCUUCACGUGCUUUUGUGACAAAUGUCAAGCGUCUCAUUGUUAAGGUGGGAACAGCAGUGGUGACUCGAGGUGAUGGGAGAUUAGCAGUGGGGAGACUGGGAGCUUUAUGUGAACAGCUCAAGGAACUCAAUUCUCAGGGGUAUGAGAUUGUGUUGGUUACUUCAGGUGCUGUUGGUCUUGGUCGUCAAAGGCUUAGAUAUAGGAAAUUGGUAAACAGCAGCUUGGCUGAUCUUGAAAAUGCAGAAUUUGAACUUGAUGGGAAGGCUUGUGCAGCUGUUGGACAGAGUAGUUUGAUGGCUCUUUAUGACACCUUGUUUAGCCAGCUUGAUGUCACUUCUUCACAAUAUCUUGUAACGGACAGUGAAUUUAGAGCCAAUAGUUUCAGAAAACAACUCUCUGAGACGGUGAAAUCCUUACUAUCUUUGAAAGUGAUCCCCAUUUUCAACGAGAACGAUGCCGUCAGCACUCGAAGAGCACCUUACGAGGAUUCUUCUGGUAUAUUCUGGGACAACGACAGCCUCGCCGGCCUCUUAGCUUUGGAACUAAAAGCUGAUCUCCUUGUCAUGUUGAGUGAUGUUGAGGGCCUCUACAGCGGUCCGCCAAGUGACCCGAACUCAAAACUGAUCCAUACGUAUAUAAAAGAAAAACAUCAACGUGAAAUAACGUUUGGAGACAAGUCCAGGCUAGGUAGAGGGGGUAUGACUGCAAAGGUUAAUGCAGCCGUCUGUGCGGCUUCUGCCGGUAUCCCAGUCGUUAUUACAAGUGGCUAUGCCACUGGUAACAUUAUAAAGGUACUUCAAGGGAAGCAUGUUGGUACCCUAUUUCAUCGAGAUGCACAUUUAUGGACUUUGGUUAAAGAAGUCGGUGCACGCGAGAUGGCGGUUGCGGCGCAGCAAUGUUCUAGACGUCUUCAGGCAAUAGACUCUGAAGAUAGGAUGAAGAUUUUGCACAACAUUGCUGAUGCCCUCGAGGCCAAUGAGAGUUUGAUUAAGGAUGAAAAUGAAGCUGACGUCGCUGCUGCCGAGGACGAUGGAUAUGAGAAGUCACUGAUGUCUCGUUUGUCGUUGAAACCCGGAAAGAUAACUGGUCUUGCGAAAUCGAUUCGAGUACUUGCUGACAUGGAAGAUCCUAUUGGUCAUGUUUUGAAGAGAACAGAGCUUGCAGAUGGACUCAUCUUGGAGAAAACAUCCUGUCCUCUUGGUGUACUGCUGGUUGUAUUCGAGUCUCGACCAGACGCCCUUGUUCAGAUAGCUUCCCUAGCCAUACGAAGUGGGAACGGCCUUCUACUGAAAGGGGGGAAAGAAGCAAAGAGGUCUAAUGCAAUCUUGCACAAGGUCAUUACUUCGGCCAUCCCCAAAAACAUCGGAGAAAAACUCAUUGGACUCGUGACUUCAAGAGAGGAUAUUUCUGAUUUACUUAAGCUUGAUGAUGUGAUAGAUCUCGUGAUCCCCAGAGGCAGCAAUAAACUUGUUACCCAGAUCAAGAAUUCGACUAAAAUCCCUGUUCUUGGUCAUGCCGAUGGAAUUUGCCAUGUUUACAUUGACAAAUCAGCUAAGGUCGAUAUGGCUAGACAGAUUGUUCUCGAUGCAAAGACAGAUUAUCCUGCGGCUUGCAAUGCCAUGGAAACACUUUUAGUACACAAGGAUUUUUCGAGUAAUGGUUUGCUCAAUGAUGUUAUUGGGGACCUCAAACAUAAAGGAGUUACUCUUUACGGUGGACCGAGAGCGAGUUCAUUGUUAAACAUACUGGAGACGCGUUCCUUCCAUCACGAGUACAACUCUAUGGCUUGUACAAUAGAAAUCGUGGAUGAUGUGCAUGCCGCUAUUGAUCAUAUACAUCAACAUGGAAGUUCUCACACCGAUUGCAUUAUCACUGAAAAUCAUGAAGUUGCUGAAAUUUUCUUGCAUGGGGUCGACAGUGCUGCAGUUUUCCAUAAUGCAAGCACUAGAUUUUGUGAUGGAGCACGAUUCGGGUUGGGUGCCGAGGUUGGAAUAAGUACUAGCAAAAUCCAUGCCCGAGGUCCGGUUGGAGUCGAAGGAUUGCUAACAACACGUUGGAUUUUGCGAGGAAGUGGGCAGGUAGUGAAUGGUGACAAAGGGGUUGAUUACAGUCACAAGGAUCUUCCCCUUUAAACUCAAUUGUAGGUUAUUUUAGGAAUACGCCUUUUUUACUUUUUACCCUUUUCAUACUUGCCGUUAAUUUCUUCCUUGUAAUAUGUUACUGCUGCAACUACUUAGAUAACUUGCGUGUCAUGUAAUACUCUCUAUCCGGCCUAGGCGUAUAUCAAACAGGGAAUGUUACAUCCAAAUAACAGAACAAAAAUGAAU